This is a messenger RNA of Macrosiphum euphorbiae (potato aphid), 2862 nucleotides long. The record is from the annotation of a GenBank genome assembly. NCBI's taxonomy places the organism in Eukaryota, Metazoa, Arthropoda, Insecta, Hemiptera, Aphididae.
AUGACUCGAGUUGUCACAAGUGGCACUCAACCAAUUUACCAGAAACCUUAUCGUCUUCCAUAUGCACAGAAGAAAGAAAUAAAUGAACAAAUAAAACAACUAGAACAAAAUGAAAUAAUAGUCCCCUGUGAGAGCCCUUGGAACGCUCCACUUCUUAUUGUCCCGAAGAAAAUGGAUGCUUCAGGAAGUAAAAAAUACAGAGUCGUGGUAGAUUUCAGAAAGUUGAAAAAUAUCACAGUAGGUGACGCGUUUCCGAUGCCUGACAUAACAUCAAUUUUGGAUCAGCUAGGGAAAGCGAAAUACUUCUCCUGUCUUGAUUUAGCUAGCGGUUAUCACCAAAUUGGAAUUCAUCCAAGGGAUAUGGAAAAAACAGCUUUCAGUACGAGUGAAGGUCAUUAUGAGUUUAAGAGAAUGUGCUUUGGUCUAAAAGGGGCCCCAGCAACAUUCCAAAGAUUAAUGAACAGAGUAUUGAAUGGGAUCAACGGCUCAAGGGCAUUUGUGUACUUAGACGAUAUAAUUGUUAUUGGUGCAACUCUUCAAGAACAUACAACACGUCUACGUGAAGUGUUUGAAAGACUAAGGCAAUAUAAUUUACAACUCCAGCCUCCAAAGUGCGAAUUUUUGAGGAAGGAAGUGAAUUAUCUGGGACAUGUUAUCACAGAAAACGGCGUGAAGCCCGAUCCAAAGAAAAUUGAAUGUAUAGUUAACUAUCCGGUACCCGAUAACAUGAAGAAAAUCAAAUCUUUCUUAGGGUUAAUAGGGUAUUAUAGAAAAUUCAUAAAGGAUUUUAGCAAAAAGGCCAAGCCUCUGACUAACUUAUUAAAGCAAAAUCAACCAUUCGUCUGGUCAGAUAGCUGCGAAGACUCUUUCCUUUUCUUUAAGAAUAUUUUAACAAAUGAACCAAUAUUGCAGCAUCCAGAUUUUGAUAGACCAUUUAUCGUAACAACAGAUGCGAGCAAUACAGCUAUUGGAGCAAUUCUUUCACAAGGAAAAAUUGGAACUGACCUACCUAUCACAUACGCUUCGCGUACUCUGAACAAAGCUGAAAAGAACUACAACACCACAGAAAAGGAGUUGCUAGCGAUAGUCUGGGCAGUAAAACAAUUCAGACCGUAUUUAUAUGGUCGGAAAUUCACAGUGGUUACUGAUCAUAAGCCACUAACCUGGCUAUUUGGGGUCAAGGAUCCAGGAGCUCGUUUGGUUAGAUGGAGAUUACAGCUGGAAGAGUUUGAUUAUGAUGUCAUAUAUAAACCAGGUACUCAGAAUACAAAUUCAGACGCUUUAAGCAGAAUAUCAAAGGUAAACGCAUUGUUACACUCAAAUUACUACAAACAAAAGUCCUAUCAACAAUUCACCGAAGAGGUACAAACGAAGCUGAUCACAAACCCUAAUGUUAUUGAAGUACAAGGGGAUUUAUUCGAAACCUCAAAAGACAUUGCAUUGGGACAUUGCGUGUCCAAGGAUUUCAAGAUGUCUCAAGGGAUAGCUUUGGAAUUUAGGCGUAAAUUUGGUCAAAUUGAUAAUUUAACGAGUCAAAAUAAAGAAGUAACAGAAAUAGCAAGCAUUCAACACAACGAUCAAAAUAUCUUAUAUAUAAUUACAAAGAAUCAUCACCAAGAAAAGCCAACUUACGAAACAUUUUACCAAGCAAUAAAAAACCUAAGAACAUUUUGUGAAGAAAACCAAAUCGAAAGACUGGCCUUACCAAAAAUUGGUAGUGGACAUGACCAGUUAAAUUGGGAUCAAGUCCGCACAAUAUUACGUUACGUUUUUAAAAAAUCAAAAAUUAAACUUAUCAUCUAUGUAGAUACUACAUAUUCGGAACAGGAGAAACAAAAUAUAAUAAAGGAAUUCCAUCUGACACCUUUAGGGGGACAUCAGGGAAUUUCCAAAACUGUUAAAAGAAUUAAACUACAUCAUUCGUGGAAAGGUUUAAAGAACGACGUUAUUGAGUACGUAAAAAAAUGUACCUCAUGUCAAAUGAACAAAAGUAGCAACCACAGCAUUCAACAGCCGAUGGUAGUUACCACAACUGGGUCAAAACCAUUUGAGAAGAUAUUCUUGGACAUUGUAGGGCCAAUUGAUACUUCGUUGGAAGGGAACGCGUACAUUCUUACGAUCCAAGACGAUCUUACAAAAUUCUCAGUUGCUACACCAUUACCCAACCACACUGCUAAUACUAUCGCAAAGGCCUUCGUAGAGAAAUUUGUGUGCCUUCAUGGUAUACCAGAUUCUAUUCUUACAGAUCAGGGUCCAGACUUCUUAAGUAAAAUAUUCCAAGCAUGUUGCAAGCUACUUCAAAUAGAAACUUUCAAGACUACAGCUUACCAUCCACAGUCCAAUGGAGCUCUUGAACGAUCUCACCGUACAUUAACGGAGUACCUGAGACAUUUCGUUAGUGAACAGAAGCAAAAUUGGGAUCAGUAUAUAGCUUAUGCAAUGUUUGUGUACAACAAUUCAAUACACGCAACAACAGGUUAUCAACCAUAUGAGUUGGUAUACGGAAGACAAGUUGAGGUACCUCAUUCCUUGAGUCGCAACCCUCAGCCAUGUUAUAAUUAUGAUGACUAUAAUUUUGAACUACGUAAGAAACUUCAAGAAUCACACAAGUUAGCUCGAGAUAAGAUUAUAAAAACAAAAGAAAAGGCAAAAACAAAUUACGAUAAAAAUGAACACAGCAUAAAUAUCAAUGUAGGGGAUAAAGUACUUACGAAAGAUCAUACUCAAAAAGGAAAACUUAGCCCUAAAUGGAAAGGACCAUUUGAAGUCAUCAGCAUUCACGACAAUCAAAAUGUAUCCAUACAACGAGGACGUAAAAAAGUAGUAAUACACAAAAACGAAUUGAAAAUUUUUAACUCAUAA